Molecule: messenger RNA, 861 nt
Organism: Rhizopus microsporus ATCC 52813
Lineage: Eukaryota; Fungi; Mucoromycota; Mucoromycetes; Mucorales; Rhizopodaceae
Product: translocation protein
Exons: 2
Coding region: 23-829 (268 amino acids)
Biological process (GO): post-translational protein targeting to membrane, translocation
Cellular component (GO): endoplasmic reticulum membrane; endoplasmic reticulum
Source: RefSeq, a predicted model, not a curated record
CUUUUUUUCAAUUUUUAGUAAAAUGAGCCAUCAACAUGGGCCUGGUUGUAAUCAUGGACACGAAGGAGGAGAAGGUGGUCAAAGAACUAUUCAUGUGAAUGAUGCCAAUAAGGCGCCACCUCUUUAUAAGAACGUUGCCAAUUAUCUUAAAGACGAGAAAAAGUCUGGCCUUAAACCAAGACAAGGUGUGCUGAACGGAAAGAGAUUUGAAUAUUUUAAAGGAAAGAGAGCUAUUGAUGCUUUAUUAAGAGAAGAGUUUAAGAAGAUUCCACCCAAAGAAGAAAUACCACAGAACCGUGAAGAUGCGUAUAGAAUAUUGAAUGAGUUAGGAAGACUGGGAUUUAUCUUGCGCGUGGAUAGAGGCGAAUCUAUGGGUGGCAAAGGUACACCACGUCUGUUACAAGUGAAUCCGGUUCAACAAGUACAAGAAGAAGGAUAUUACAUGUGGAUAUGGGAAGGAAGCCAAGUGAGACAAUAUUUUGGUGCUAUUUUACUCGUCAUUAUCGUACUAGCUGCAGUGCUUUUCCCUCUUUGGCCAGAUUUCUUGAAAUUGGGUGUAUGGUAUCUUAGUGUGGCCGUACUCGGUUUAAUUGGUGUCUUUUUUGGUAUUGCUCUUAUUCGUCUUGUAUUAUACAUUAUCACUUUGCCCGUGUUGCCUCGUGGGUUCUGGUUAUUCCCCAACUUGUUUGCAGACUGUGGUGUCAUUGAAAGUUUUAUACCUUUAUAUGGAUUUGAUGAACCAAAGGAAAAAAAGAAGAAGAAGAGCACAAGCAGUAGUAAGAGCAGUGCCAGUACUUCAACUACGGUCACUGAAGAAAAGACGGAUUGAGAAGAUUAAAUAAAUUUUUUAUUUGUUAAAGC